UGAUUAGUGAUAACAGCCCUAUAUACUAGACUCUAAACUGCCGGUCAGUGACUCAGCUAGUAGCCAGGCAGGUAUAAAAGCUCUAUAAACUGUUCGAUUUAAUUCAGUUUGCGAACGAUAGCUGAGCUUGUUAUUUGAUUAAAGAUGUCGUACAAGGUUGAACCUCUGCCGGACUCUGUGGCCCGACUGGGCGAGGGACCCCACUGGGACGAGGCCAGGCAGAGCCUGUACUACGUGGACCUGGACACGGCUGGGAUCAACCGCUACGACUUCAAGCAGAAGAAGAUCUACAAGGCCAAGAUUGAGGGCGAGACAUAUGCCACCUUCAUUCUGCCCAUUGAGGGCAAGCCCCAGGAGUUCGCCGUGGGCUGCAUCCGUCGGUGUGCCGUCGUCCAGUGGGAUGGCUCCUCCCCGGUGGCCAAGGUGGUGCGCACCCUCUUCGAGAUCCGGCCGGAGCUGAAGGACAACCGACUGAACGACGCCAAGACCGAUCCCAAUGGUCGCUUCUACGGCGGCACCAUGGCCCAUGGCCUCGAGGACUUCUUCAAUAUCUGGAAUGGCGAGCUCUACAGCUGGGAGGCUGGUGGUCAGGUGAAGGUCAUCAAGGACAAGGUGGGCCUCUCCAACGGCCUCACCUGGGACACCAAGGCCAAGAAGUUCUACCACGCGGACACCAACAACUUCGAGGUGGUGGGCUACGACUACGACCAGGCCACUGGCGCCGUGUCCAACCCGAAGGUGGUCUUCGACCUGAGGAAAAUUCGUCCCGAGGGACCUCUCUACCCCGACGGCCUCACCAUCGACACUGAGGGCAACAUCUACGUGGCCACCUUUGGCGGAUCCUCCGUCUUUAAGGUCAACCCAAGCACUGGAAAGAUCCUUGUGGAGAUUAAGAUUCCCACCAGCCAGGUGACCUCGCUGGCGUUCGGAGGACCCAGCCUGGACAUCCUCUAUGUGACGACGGCCAACAUCUCGGAGCUGCCCAAGCCCGCUGGCACCAUCUUCCAGGUGACCGGACUGAAUGCCAAGGGUUACCCCGGAGUCAACCUGAAGGUGUAGACUGUAGAGAUUAGGGUUGGAAACCAUUCCAAACUAUAUUUAAUAAUAAAUAAAAAGUCGAUUAGAAACUCCUGUUUCCGAAGCGCGAUAAGCGGAGGCACUUAA
Drosophila ananassae is the source of this 1164-nucleotide messenger RNA. RefSeq names its product regucalcin. NCBI's taxonomy places the organism in Eukaryota, Metazoa, Arthropoda, Insecta, Diptera, Drosophilidae. The record is from RefSeq and is a predicted model, not a curated record. The transcript is spliced from 3 exons. Gene Ontology annotation, molecular function: calcium ion binding; gluconolactonase activity. Gene Ontology annotation, biological process: L-ascorbic acid biosynthetic process. Bases 145 to 1059 code for a protein of 304 amino acids.